GUACAAUGUUUUGCUCGUGAGGAAGACGCGAGAAUGCUGUUUAUAGAGGAAGAUACCACUAGAACUUUUCACCAAUGCGCAGUGAUUCUCAUUAUUUUAUGUCGGAUAUAGUUCUAGUUCACACGUGGAAGCCAUUCGCCUAGGAAUUGGAAAGUCACGUGUCCCGUAUCGAUCACCUUCAGAUUAAUGCGAAUGCAAAUCAAGCAAUCGAUAGUUGAGCAACCGCGUAUAACUCUAUUCUUCCAUUGGCGCUGAAUACGAUUUGUGUGACACUGAUAUGACGAUGAUAUCGCGGCAUCGGUGUUGGUGCCUCCAAUGCUCACAUCUCACAUCCGACCGGGAGCCAGUCGCUUUGUUUUCGUUGGCUCCAUGUAUAAGCAGAGAAGCUGUAUAGCUUCAGAGCGCGGGAGCUCUGAGAACGAGAACCUACUCCCGACUGUGAGAUAAUUCCCGGUAUCCAAACUCGCGAUCGCCUCCAUUGUGUUCCGUACUUCGAUCAGUCAAUUGAAGCGAAGUGGUGAUAGCACCAAAAUAACGUUCUGUGAUUCUUAUGUGUUUAUGAUAUGCGUUUGAGUGUUUUGAGCGGUGAAAAUAUAUCCGCAUCUUCAUGUUUUUGAAAAUGGUUUGUUAAACUGUGGCAGCUGUAGUUUUUAGAUACCUGACGGAUUCGAUUGUGUUUAACUUGUGGAUUAACACGCGCGCCCAGAUGUAAACCUAAAGUACGUGAUGUCUUCCAAAAGGCUGUAUUUCGAUCUACUUCGCAUGGGACUAUGCUUGUGCAUCGUGUUCAGAUACUUUCCAAUGGAAACAGAUACAGACGGUGUGCGAUUCACCCAUCAAUGUGACUAUGAUACCCGUGAAUUGUGUCCACGGUGCUUUCCAGAGCCGUUGGAUUGUGAUUUUUUUGCAAAUCAUAUCGUCAUCGAUGGAACCAAUCCAUUGAAUCUCUUGAAUCGUUACAACAAACAUGGUGUCACAUACGCUCUGCUGGACGGAAUCCGGCAGGUAGUCGUCAAGAAUCUCAACCAAAUGGGCCUGGUGGAAGAGCUACGGGCCGCGCUCUGCGAGGAACACAAAAUAGAACGUAGCGACUGUCAGCUUGGAGAUGGUGAGGAAUUCGUUUUAGCUCUGCGCAAAAGAAUUCUGGACAAGGAAGCCUUUGGGGGAAGCGUUAUUUGCCCACCGGAAGAUGAACGGACGCUCGUGCGGUUUGUGCAGCAGUUCACUGGUCCUGAAUUGUUGAAAUUGGUAUUGAUGAAGACCAGCGUGCAACCGAUAAUGCUCGAGAUUCUCGCGAGGAUGAAAUUUCCCGUACCUAAGCUUAUAUUUCAAGGUGGUUUUACAAUAGUAGAAAGUUACGAAGGGGACUCCUUAGCCUAUUUUUAUGACAGUCCAUUUCGCCUGAGACUGGAAAUCGCCAAUCAGAUUAUCAACGCCAUCUACCGACUCACAGAAGGAGAUAGUCAUUUUCGAUUCUAUCUCACAGAUAUUCAACCGGACAAUAUAGCCGUUAAAAUGCUUCCGGGCGGAGAUGUGAAAGUGACCUUCGUUGAUGUCGAUAAUGUGGUUAUAUUGAACAGUGAAAGUAACAAAUUGGCAGCAGACAAAGGUAGACAUGUUCACGAACGUAUCGACUGUGAAGGUUGUUUCGCCUAUGUGCAACAAGAUCUGUGUUCCCACAAACAUAGUGAUUUGAACAUGUUUGCAGUUUGUCAGUUGCUACACGAGAAUGUUAACGGCAACAGGGAGCAUGGAUUCCUACACUCCACGGGUGACCAUCCGGAACAGAAAAAUCUCCGAGAACUGCUGACACACUGCGUAUAUUGUAAACCGGCCGAAUGUCACAAUCGUUACGAACUUCUCACCCAGAUUCAGGAAAUUAUUUUCGAACUUCAAUAUCGAUAUUAUCAGGAAGAGCUGUUCAAAUGACAUUGUUAUCUAUUGUUUUUUGCCAGAUUUUUUAACAAACUGUUUCGAUUUGGA
Messenger RNA from Toxorhynchites rutilus septentrionalis, 1983 nucleotides. RefSeq lists its product as uncharacterized. The transcript is spliced from 5 exons. NCBI's taxonomy places the organism in Eukaryota, Metazoa, Arthropoda, Insecta, Diptera, Culicidae. Bases 727 to 1929 code for a protein of 400 amino acids. The record is from RefSeq and is a predicted model, not a curated record.